This is a messenger RNA of Coregonus sp. 'balchen', 18679 nucleotides long. The record is from the annotation of a GenBank genome assembly. NCBI's taxonomy places the organism in Eukaryota, Metazoa, Chordata, Actinopteri, Salmoniformes, Salmonidae.
AUGAAGCAGACGACAGAUGACAUUGUGUCUUCGGCAGAGUGUUCUAGUGAUGACGAGGACCUGGAGGAGUGUGACUCUGGCCGUGCAGGUGGGCUAGGUUAGUUUACCUCUGCUUGCUCUCACACUGCUCUAUCUCUCACUCCAUUCACACCUGAGGAUCAAGCACUGCAUCCUAUAAGCAUCACAGCCCCAUGGGACACACAAAGUGUAACUUUCAAAGAUAAAAACCCAAUGUUGUGAAAUAGAACGAAAUAGAACAAAUGAUGGCAAGACUGGAGAUUUGUUCUGUUAAGAUCUGACUAAAUGACAUAAAACAUAAUACGUACCAAAGUGGAAAAUUGUGAAAUCUGUCAUGGACUAUUCACAUUAUAAAAUAAUGAUGUUGCUUUCAGAAACUCUAUAAAACGUAUUAGUUUGAUGAGUUACACUUGCCCAUGGGGUCCUCUGAAGGGGUUAACAUGGUCACCAAAACACAUACAAAAGUUGUCCUUUCUGCAUUGAAUGAGAGAGAAAAAUUAAGACUUUAAUAUUAAGACACAAAGUUAGUAUGGAGAUGUGCCAUGUUCGCUGCGUUGAUGCUUCAAAAUGUAUCAUACCGUGUUUGAGUCCAGUGCACUUUCCAUGUGGUACUGUCCUGACUUGCAUUUUGACUCAUGAUACAUUUUGAGAUUCUCUUCUUAAAGAUUUGCUUUCAGUGAAAUUAAUGUGUGAUAUCUAGCAGGAAUUAAAGUACUUGCUCAUUUAUGUGUGUUUGUUUUUUAUUUGAAAUGUUUCCAUAUAUAGGGGCUUGCAUUAUAAAACAUUUAAUAGAGAACAGAUAUCAUCGUAUUUCUGUGUACAAGGUAGUUUUUGUGUGUUUUUUUUUUUUUUGCUUCAAGGUGAACAUGUUAUCAUGCUGUCUUUUUCCAACCCAAAUAUGAAAAAUACAAUAUUGAGCUAACUUGGAAGUUCCAAAACAUAUUCCUCUGAGCUUUUUGAGAGAACUUGGGAAUUGCCUUAUCUUGUUUGGAUAAAAUCUGAAAAGCCAGCUCUCUGUCACGGAAUUGUGUCUACCAAAACACCAAUAUGGAAUUGUGUGUACCAAAACACCAAUAUGGAACUGUGGAUACCAAAACACAAAUUUGAACCUGAAAUGUUUACUUCCCAAACAAGAAAUGAAAACUUUGAAGCACGUUUUGACAUUCUAUAUCAGUACACUACAGAUAUAAGCCAGUUAGUCCAUCAACAUGUUCUAAUAGCUUCAGUUAUUUACAUGAAUGACUCAAACUGGUUUUGAUUUUAUUGGCUGUUUAAUAUGGCAGGGACACCCACCUAAGGUCCUGGCUGUUUAGUAUGGCAGGGACACCCGCCUAAGGUCCUGGCUGUUUAGUAUGGCAGGGACACCCACCUAAGGUCCUGGCUGUUUAGUAUGGCAGGAACACCCACCUAAGGUGCUGUAUAAAUGCUUUUAUUUGUGGCUCUAAAUGAGGCCAAUAAGAAGUCAAAUGCCUUAAUGUAUCUCAGGUACGACUGAGAGACGGUUCACGCUGCUCAGCCCAAGGUGUUAUCAGAACUACCUGAUCAUCGUCCUCUGAAAGGUCAAUCCCAAUUCCUCCCAAAGUUCCUGGGAGAGAUAGCAGUGAAAAAGAACCCAAGUCUUAUCUGUACUGUAGCCCUCUGAGCUCUCCAGGUCUCUGAAGACCGAUAUCGUCAGGGCCCCAGUCAUCCAAUCACAUGUUUACACAGAAAUUCACACCAUUCUAACCCCGACAUCAGUUGACGUGGACAGCUGCAUGCUACGUGGUCUCGAUAUUUAUUUUCCGUUUGGGGUCAUCGUCGUCAUUGUGGUUUUUUUUUGUGUGUGAAGCAUGUGGGGGGGGGGGUUAUUUAAUUUUUAAUACGUUCAUUUGCCGUUUUGUAUGUGCAGGUCUCUCUUGUAUGUGCAGGUCUCUCUUGUAUGUGCAGGUCUCUCUUGCCUUCUGGUUUGAGUUUGUUUUGUUUUUUGAGUCGUUGUCUUCAUCUAUCUGCUAAUUAUCUGAAGUACGACAUGCCUGUUGUCUGGCCUCAUCAUGUGCAGCAUGAAUUUUAGAGCCUUUGUGCCAUGAGGCUUUUUAGAGAAAACAUUCCCAUUUUUUUGAUUAUCAAAGCAAAUAUAAAAGGCAACAAAAUAUUUUCUUGCCAUCAACUUUUUGGGCCUCAAGCAGGCAACCAUAAUGUCUAACUGAAGAAAGUUGUGAAUGAAGAAUGAUAUCUUCCUCGCCUCCUCCUCCCUCCCCCCUCCCUCUCCUCCUCCCUCCCCCCUCCCUCCCUCACCAAGCCAUUCUGCAUUUAAAUUGAUUUCAAUGCAGAUGACAUAACAAGUAUUUUAUUGCCACAAAAGUAUAUAUGCUUUCCUCUUUUGAGUUGCAGUCAUUUUGUGGCAUGCAUUAACAGUAGUGGCUAACUCAAAUUCAACCCAUCCUCUUCCGGGUCAUCUCUCGGUCACCUCCAUCCCUUCAAAGCAUGGACUCUGAUUGGCUCCAUCGUGUGUGUCUGACCAUUCACCCCAUAACCCUGCAUUUAGACUAACUGGGCUGGUUUGUCUUCUGGUCACUUUGAGUUCCGCACCUAUCUUUACGGUCGUAGCGACAUUGCCUGUUGCGACAUCGUUUCUCUCUCUCUGUCCUGCACUCGUCUGUGUUUUUGUCUGUCUCUCUGUCCGUUUGUCUGUGUUUCUGUCUUGAGGCGUCGUCAUGUGACUCUGUUCUCUGUUUGUAAAACUGUUUUGUAUUCCCCCUUUCCCUUUAAAGGAAUUCCAUAAGACAGAUAACACUGGUGAUAAUAAUUAUAUACAUUUUAAACUACAAACAUAAAUUGUAUUAAUUUAUAGGAUAUUAAAUACCAUCACACUCUAUACCUACUAUUCCAAUGAUAACUUCACGGUAGUGUUAAUUUCCAGUACACUCUACAUUGUCACGCGACGUGCAUGCGGUCAGCGAAGUCAAACGCAGGACACAGAGCGGCUGGCAACGUACUUUACUGAACGUACAAAACAACAAACCUCCAAAACAGGGAGGAAAACACAAAGACUCGUAACACAAAGCAACUGCCGGAAUGACAAAGAACAAUCACACACACAAUAACCAAUGAGAGACAGGGGUUAAUAUAGGGAAUACAAUCCAACAUAAUGGGAAACAGGUGUAAACAAUAAAGACCAGACAAACACCGAAACCUCGAUCGGCAGCAGCUAGUACUCCGGGGACGACGAACGCCGAAGCCUGCCCGAGCAAGGUGGAGGAGCAGCCUCGGCUGAAUCCGUGACAUACAUACCAACUCAAUCACCAAAGAAAAUGCAGUCCCAGUGCAGAACUGCAGCAACAGAGAUAUGCACUGUGGGGCCGUAUUAAUUAUGCACUUUGGGGUCAUAUGUGGUGCUGUCUGUAGAUUAUACACUCUGUGGCCAUUUAAAUUACGGAAUAUUUUGGCAUAUGUUAGAUAUCAGUCAAACUGUGCAAAAGUGAAACCGAAACUCAACUUGACGGUUAAGAAAAGGCAUUCAUUCUGAGUGGUUAAGAUAAGGGUUAAGGUUUGGGAUAAAAAAAAUAAAAAAAUAACAAAACGGGUUCAAUCGUCUCUCCGAUGGUUACAACAACUAUGUGUUUCACUCUUAAGACAAUAAAUUGUAAUUAUCACAUAGAAAAGUGCAAACUCUCUCCAGAGAGUGUAUUAGCUAUGUGACUCGUCCAUCUGUCAACAUAUCUAAAGGUUCCCUUUCAGUCAGUCAACUUCUGUACAACAUACUAUGGGGAGUCGCACUCUCGCGACUUCUGUUGAAGUAUCUACAAUGACGCCUGACGAGGCCAAUGAAAUCCCCGCCUCGCUAGAAACCCCGCCUUCCACAGGUGAUAAGCUUGAGGCUCGGAUUCAUUCCUUCAGUUAUUCCACUUCUUCACCUCGGUGUGAACGGGAACGAUUCAGGCUACUCAAACAAUCAAUUGGAAAACAAGGCUGUCUUACGUUCCGCUAACUAAACUGUCCCACAGUGGUAGCGCGUGUUCACCCCUUGGACGUUGUGUGUUGAAGUUGGUACUUAUUCUUAUAUACGUCUCCUAAUCAUGAACAAUGAGAAAAUUCUUCAAUUUGCUGGUGCAAUAAGUAAAAUGGCUAACCCAUAAGAGUCCGAGCCCUGUCUAAGCCGGUGGAAGGGGUUCUGAGAGCUUUAAGAAAGAUCCGGAAAUGUAUCCCCUUUUUUUGGCACUAAACAGUCUAAGCCCUGUCUAAGCCAGGGGUAGGGGGUUCUACUAAGCUAUAUGGAAUUGUUUUAAGAAGAUCACACCAAGGAUUAUUUUGCUAUUUGAUUUGGAUUUUUAAUAAACCUUGAAGUAUAUAAAGAAAAUAUAAAGCAAUUAUUUGAUAAAAAAUCUUAUUUGGUCUUACUGCUAUUAGCGCAUAAUAAUACAUUGAAUAACAGAUUCACUACAUGGAACAGGCCUGUGGGAAUCCUAGAGCAAAACACAAACACAUGUACAGUCGUGGUCAAAAGUCUUGAGAAUGAUACAAAUACUAAUUUUCACAAAGUCUGCUGCCUCAGUUUUGGUGAUGGCAAUUUGCAUAUACUCCAGAAUGUCAUGAAGAGUGAUCAGAUGAAUUGCAAUUAAUUGCAAAGUCCCUCUUUGCCAUGAAAAUGAACUUAAUCCCAAAAAGACAUUUCCACUGCAUUUCAGCCCUGCCACAAAAGGACCAGCUGACAUCAUGUCAGUGAUUCUCUCGUUAACACAGGUGAGAGUGUUGACAAGGACAAGGCUGGAGAUCACUCUGUCAUGCUGAUUGAGUUCGAAUAACAGACUGGAAGCUUUAAACAGAGGGUGGUGCUUGAAAUCAUUGUUCUUCCUCUGUUAACCAUGGUUACCUGCAUGAAAACACGUGCCGUCAUCAUUGCUUUGCACAAAAAGGGCUUCACAGGCAAGUAAGAUUGCACCUAAAUCAACCAUUUAUCGGAUCAUCAAGAACUUCAAGGAGAGAGUUUCAAUUGUUGUGAAGAAGGCGUCAGGGCGCCCAAGAAAGUCCAGCACGCGCCAGGACCGUCUCCUAAAGUUGAUUCAGCUGCGGGAUCGGGGCACCACCAUUGAACGUAACGUUAUGACUGAAAGGGAACGUAACGUUAUGACUAUAACUACUGUUCCCUGAAGGAGGGAAACGAGGUACAACACCUGUUUGGCCCCGCACUGCCCGUUCCCGGUCUUGUUGAAGAGCAGUAUUCAACUGAAGGAAUGAGUCCGAGCCUCAUGCUUAUCACUUGUGGAAGGCGGGGCUUCCAGCGACGUGCGGAUUUCAUUGGCCUUGUCAGGCGUCAUUGUAGAUCCUUCAACCGAAGUCACGAGAGUGCGACACCCCAUAGUAUGUUGUACCUCAUUUCCCUCCUUCAGGGAACAGUAGUUACAGUCAUAGCGUUAUGUUUUUAGUUGUCCGUCUAUAAUUAGUGCUUCAGACUAGUCUCACCAGCAGGACUAAGGGCUGAUCUAAGGAAAGUCUCUAUCUUAUUAAAUAUUCAUAUUUUUAGUAUUGUUAUUAUCUUCCCACCAAUCAUGAUAUAUUCUACAGUAAUACUUACAAAAGCAGCCAGUUAUUAUAAGCCUACUUCCCCUAUAUUGUGCGAUUAUUCAUUGUCAUAUUAUGUGUGGCUGACUUUGAACCUGGGUGGUCUACGCACCGAAAUACUUUGUUUGCCCGCUGAGCCAAAGCCUCCACAAUAGUGGACCGACAGAAGUCACACUGCUGAACACGCUGCUGUCAGAAAAAAUGAGAGGAUAUGUGAGGACAGAGGAUUUAACGCCCAGCCGCUAAACUGUAGCAAUUAAAGAUAGCGUUUGACAAGGAAUGUAGCACUGCUUAUGGCUAGGACAUCAGUCUUAAAGUAAACUGUCAUUUGCCACCGGCAUUCGAAUGAACAACGUUUUCACAACUCUAAACUACGCCAGCAAUGUUGUCAGUGUUAACGAAGCUGCCAACACAGAAUUUAACUGUGUUGCUUAAAAAAUUACCUGAGUUUGUUUUUUGUUUGAAGACAGACAGAAUGUUGAUGAGUUACUUUAGACUUCUGAAAAGACCAUAGACAGAAAGUUAAUUAGACAGCCUUAAAGCAAACUCUGGCCUGAAUCUUACCUUGAGAUAUAACAUGGAUUUCUUGAGAUGUGGGUGCAUUAUUAAAUGUAUAACUCAAUGCCGAUCCUCCCUUCGGCAUCAAUGCAUGAUUUGCCUCCUAGUUUAUCAGACACAGCCAGGAUACAACAAACACUGAGUGUACAAAACAUUAGGAACACUCUGCUCUUUCCAUGACAUAGACUGACCAGGUGAAUCCAGGUGAAAGCUAUGAUCCCUUAUUGAUGUAAAUGGUUAAAUCCACUUCAAUCAGUGUAGAUGAAGGGGAGGAGAAAGGUUAAAGAAGGACUUUUAAGCCUUGAGACAAUUGAGACAUAGAUUGUGUAUGUGUGCCAUUCAGAGAGUGAACGGGCAGGACAAAAUAAAACCACUGCCAUUUUCAUCAAACCCUCUACUUAUAAACUUCAAAUAACCAGUCUUCAUGAGAUUUCCAUAGCCUCUGAUUCCUUAUACGUUAUACUCGAAGGUAAGUAGACAUUAUUAGCAUAGUCUUUGUAUAAGAUUGAAGAAAAAAACCGGUGAAACCUGAAUCCAAUGUGUAAAACAUACAGUGGAAUUUAUGUUUUUGAACCUCACAAUGAUCGUUUUGAUUCUUCAGAGCCAGUCACUGUAUCAGCAUUCUGUUUGUAGUGAGUGGAUCAAGCGUGUUAUGGGCAGCCGUGUCUUAACGCCUGUUUCAAUUAUCCUCUAUAUGGCUGUCCAGCCCCAGGUUAGGGCUAGGGCUAGAGUUGGUAGAUAGUUAGUUGAAAUGUUACUGAUAGUCUGUAGAUAGUCUGUAGAUAAAUAAAGUGUUACCCAGACAGGUAGUAAAUCCCUGGUGAAAGACCUGGAGCAGAGGACACGCUUCUCUGGCCACGGCCUCGCUCACAGAGGUGUUAGUGAGGUGGAUCAGGACUCCUCUGCUUGGGGUUGCAGUAGUUCUACAUCUGUUAGGCACGGAGAUGAACCCUCAACUCUCAGAUUGCAGUCAGUGAAGACCAGACUAUCAUGUGUCAUUAUAAAUCAGGAAGCAUACUUAUUUAUCCCCAAAAUAUGGCAUUAUGAUGGAUCGCUUCCAACAUAUGCUUUUCUAUAUGUUUCUCCUCCCAAGUAGAAUAUCAACACUCCCAGCUUUCUGUAGCGUUUCUCUGCACCACCCAAGAGAAGCAAGCAAUUCAAAACCAGCUUUACUGUUAUGGACAUGGUGCGAAUUACGGGGGAGCCAGGGGGGGGGGGCUCAGCUCCCCUGAAUGAGACUUUUAGCUCCCCUAAAUGCAACAAAAGUCAAACUUUGGGGAGUCUCUAACUAAUGCUAAUUUAACCAUUCUCCUAUUUGUUUAAAAUGCAGUGGUAAAUAUGUUUUACAGUGGUAAAUGUGAAAAUAAAAUCUUCCAAUGAAACAAACACCCCCAUCUCUCUGUCAUGGUUUAAACCAUGUAUUUCUAUGUGGCUUCGCUGUCCAUCCAGUAGUGCUGGAUUUCGGCCUCAGGUCCUUUACACAGAACACUUCCUCAUUUUCACCAUUUAUUUUGCAUUUGCAUUAGAUUUAUCCGUUGAUUUGUCACUGUUUGCUUUUGUCAGUCAGCUUUUUUUUUUUUUCAGGUGCACGCUGGUACUGGUGUUCUCUGUGCCGUCCGUGACCAGAAGUAGUAGACCAUUUAUUUAGCUUUAUUAUUUUCUAUCAAUAUUUGUUUUCUUUCCUGGAUCAGCUGAUGAUGGUCGACAAUAUCACUAGACAACUAGCCUAGAGCUGGGCACCAGUGCGGAGGAGUAUUUCUGUCUGUAAUAAAGCCCUUUUGUGGGGAAAAAAACUCAUUCUGAUUGGCUGGGCCUGGCUCCCAAGUGGGUGGACCUAUGCCCUCCCAGGCCCACCCAUGGCUGUGCUCCUGCCCAUUCAUGUGAAAUCCAUAGAUUAGGGCCUAAUGAAUUUAUUUGAAUUGACUGAUUUCCUCAUAUGAACUGUAAUUCAGCAAAAUCUUUAAAAUUGUUGCAUGUUGCGUUUAUAUUUUUGUUCAGUAUAUUUUGGAUUUGUGUGCUCAUGAGAAUUGUUUUCAUGGCAAAACAUUAUGAAAUGUUACCUACACUCUAAAAAGAAAAGUUUCCUGGAGUAUCCUUUAGGGAUUCUUCAAAUUGAAACUGUGGGGACCCCUACAAGUUCUUCAAAGAACCCCUUUUAAUGGAUCCUCAAAUAAACUUUUGAAGAACCUUUUGGGGUUAAUUUUUGAACUACCCCCCUCACCUGUUAUUAUUAUUAUUAUGAUUAAACACCAAAACGUAAAAAUAUCACUAGAGUUUACCCACUUAUUUUUUUUUUUGCACUACAUUCACUGGAUACAGGUAGGCCUAUUUGAAGUUCAUGGUAAUACAUAUUGUAGCCUAGUCUAGUAAGAUGACCGUGUGUGUUAGGGUGACCAUCCUGUUUUUCCAGGGACACUUUCAGCCCUAUUUCAGGUGUCCUGACUUUUCAGCCUACAAAAAAAGGUACAUUUGUUGGCAAGACACAUCAAUUAAUAUAGGCCUAAUCAAUGACAAUCGCUGAAUGUCAUUUUUACGUUUUGGUGUUUUGUAACAGAUGUUUAUUUCCAUUCAUCAAAUGGCGCAAGUAUACAUGGUGUAAUUCGCACUCCUCGACUGUCCGCAGUACUGUCUGUCAGUGUCCUCUGGCUCCUCCACUGUCCGCAGUACUGUCUGUCAGUGUCCUCUGGCUCCUCCACUGUCCGCAGUACUGUCUGUCAGUGUCCUCUGGCUCCUCCACUGUCCGCAGUGCUGUCUGUCAGUGUCCUCUGGCUCCUCCACUGUCCACAGUGCUGUCUGUUUUUACAAGAUAAGAGCGCCUGUAUCUGUCUUCCGAGUGCUUCUCAGACAUUCGCUAGCUGCUAUCUCUCUCAGGGAAGGGUUGUUUGACCCUCAUGCCAAUAUUAAUGUUUCGUUUGACAUUACACACUUUUAUGAUGCGAUGAUUUGCAUCCACAAUAAUUAUAUCUCGCUGUACACACCUCUGUAGCUGAAUGACAUUGACAUGAUGAAAAUGGGUCAGAACGCCUUCGAAAAUGAAGUUAAGCUCCUGGUGAAAUUACAGAUAAUUAAAUAAAACGGUCUUAUUAGUGAGAUCAUCAGUUUAAAGUGCUUAUCAGAUACAUUCAGUUUGCAUAUAACUUCAGAAAAAAUACAACAAAUAGUUUUAUACCCUCUUGUGGAAUUCCUCUGUCUAUUGCUGUCUAGCUGUGAAACUAAAGGCUGUGGGAAUCAAAAAUCAGUAGAAUACAUCAUUAUGGGUCAAUUUCAUUCUUAUUCUCCUACAGCCAUUGGUUGAACUGCCCCCUGUACUUCUCUAACAACUCAACCGUUGAUGUCUUACUUUACCUGACACCGGCAUGACGUUUAUUCUUUUUUUGGACUUUCCCUAAAUGCAACUUACUUUAAGCAUGCAUCAACGUCUUGCAGUACAACCAAAAAAAGAUUAACCCAUUAUCAGCCAGUGUGUUCUUCUCUCUGACCUACACCCAGACUGCACGCCGGGUCCAUGUCUUAAGACUAGCGUAAACAGAUCUAUUUGUCAUCCAAUACCAAUGACAGAGGGAAAGUCGUCACCUGACUGCUCCUCUCGACUGUCUGUUUUACAGCCUCUGGUUGUAGUGUGUGCAAAUUGAAGUGGCUUUGUUCUCUCAUUUUAUAUGGACAUUUAUAUUUUGAUAGUUUAUCCGUACUUAUUUUUGUAUCGAUACAUUCAAAUUGAUAAAUGACAUUUUUAUUAUAUAUAUAUGAUUUUUUUGGGAUUACUUCGUUUACUUUACUACUGUGGUUUGGUAAACAUUAGUUUUGACCACUUUGAAUCAGAUGUGAAUAUUUGGAAUCACGGUUUUUAUCAUUUUUAUAGAAUCAUUUAAAUGUUUAUCUUAUUUUGGGGGAUUUGGAACUAUUUCAGCGAAUGGACUGUGUGUUUUAGAUCACUGCUAAUAAUCUAAAGACACACACACAAAAAAAUCCCAAACAUAUAGUUAUCCUCCAUUUUGUCAAAACCAGUCCAUUAAAGUUGACAAAAUAUUUGGUGAAGCGGUUCCAGAUCCAUUUGAUAUCUUCCUUGGGUUUUCAGAUUUUUGAGAGCUAUUUUGAUAAACAACUUUUUUUAUUGAAUGAUUGAUUGAGUACGUAUAAACCAAAAUUGCAUGGCUAAGAAGUUGCAGUUUAGGGUUUGUCAGACUGUCAGUGUUUAAUAGAGUUAAGUUCUUCUCUGUAGAUGGGCAUGUAUAUGCUCACUGUUUGUAUGUCCCCGUCCCUUCCUUACAGCCAAAAGCUCUAAUGCCGCCCGACUGCUUCGUACUGCCUUUACAUGGACAUGGCAACUGACUUACACUAUCACCCUCAUCACCCUCAUCUCCUCUGUAGUAUGUUAAUAGGCCCCUCCCCUUUUUACACUCCCCUCCCCCUCUUUAGCGAUGUUAAAAUAUGGACAGUCAUCCAUCCAUUCUAAACUAAAGAAGAAAUACAAACUAAGCAAAAACUUUAAAUUAAUAGAAAGUAGAUAUUUAUUGAGAAGCCAAAAGCGAAAACGUAUAGAUGUACAGUUCAUUGUAAAAACUGGAUUAUUUAUCGAAGAAAAAAUUAUAAUUAUGGUGACGUUUAUUUUUCAUGUUAUGUGGUGUGGAUGUAAGUGUUGUUCCCUCCCUGCACCAUCAUGUCUAAAGAAAAAUUAAACAAGACGUCCAAUUGCUGAUUUUUGAUCUAUACAAAACUAUACUUAACCAAGAACAUUCUCACACAACUUUCUUUUGUAAACUUUUUUUCUUCAUGCCAAAAUCAUGCGGUGAUUGUUGAUGUAAGUUGACAAAGACUAUGUGGUUUCUUCCUUGAAUAAUGUUUUAGUUGGCUGAUGUUUAUAACUGACUUGUCUUUUUUUUACGUUUGCUUUGUACAACAUGUAGCUAAUCUUAAUUUAUUAGAUCCAACUGUUCUCCUAGUUUGUCUAACAUAGUGCUGUUUGUCGUAACUUGUGAGUGAUAAACUAUUAACGUGUUUUGCCUUGAUUUUAAUUUAAAUGUUUUAUCAUUUGAAAUUUGCAUCAAUUUGUAGUGCUUAGUGAUUAGAUAGUCUUGGUAGUGUACUGUAUACACAAACCUUGAUGGCAGUGGGAUUUGGCAGCUGCAAUGACAACCUGAAUGUUCACCAUAUCCCUAUGAGAACAGACCAUAUCUACACUCUCCUUUUAACGCUACACCAAACUCAGCAUGUGAUGGGAUACUACUAUAUUUUUCUCAUUUUAAUCCUUUAGAAAACUAUCGGGAUUAGUUACCUCAUACGGUAUGUUGGCCUCCACACACACACAAACACACACACACACACACACACACACACACACACACACACACACACACAUCAAUGCACAUUCUUCAUCGCCAUCUUCCUCUAAAAUUAACCAUUCUCCCUCAUGUGGGGACAACAUGUGUGGAUUUGCAAGUCUAAUUUCAACCUAUUGGUUCCCAGUGCAGCCCUAAGAGAGAGAGAGAGAGAGAGAGAGAGAGAGAGAGAGAGAGAGAGAGAGAGAGAGAGAGAGAGAGAGAGAGAGAGAGAGAGAGAGAGAGAGAGAGAGAGAGAGAGAGAGAGAGAGAGAUAUUCUAUCAGAUGUAGUAGUGUACAAUCAGUGUCAAUUAGAAAUCAUCAUUGACAGAUUUUUCUCUUUUAAUCCGCUGGAUAGUCAUUUGUUUAUAUUCACUGAUUACUUACAGUUAAUUAGUGGGCAUAUGAAAGGACCUUUUGUUUGUUAAUUAUUCAAUAUAGAUACAAGGCAUUUGUUGACUUUUCAGAAACGAAAAGGUGCUAUUGAACGCUAUUGAACCAUUAUUUAAUUUAAAGUGCAGGCUAAAUGAUUUUGGUAUCAUUUUCACUAAAGGCCUCCUUUGCUGGGCUGAAAAAAGGAAUUGAAUUGAAUAACCGGCUCUUGAAUUUAAUUGCGCAAAUAUAACUUGAUUAUGAAAGUCUCCAGUGAUUCAUGCUACCAUACAUCACACUGUGAGUUGAUCACAUGGUUACCUCGCAAAUACACACAGAUACUCACAGAGGUUUAUGAUACAGACACCCCUCAAGAAUGUACGACACCACUCCCAGAAUUGAUUACCGAAACCCCUCCAGAAUGAUACCAGACACCCCAUCCAGAAUGAUACAGCCACCGCCUCCAGAAAAUGAUACAGAAACCCUCCGAAGAUACAGACCACCCCCCAGACUGAACACAACACCCCUCCAGAAUGAUUACAGAAACCCCCAUCCAGAAUGUUACCAGACACCCGCCUCCAGGAAUGAUACAGAAAAACCCCCUCCAGAAUGAUCCAGCCACCCCCUCCAGAAUGAUACAGGACAAGCCCCCUCCAGAAUGAUACAGAAACCCCUCCAGAAUUGAUACAGAACCCCCCUCCAUAAUGAUACAGAUACCCCCUCCAGAAUGAUACAGAAACCCCCUCCAAUGUACAGAAAACCCCCUCCAGAAUGAUACAGAAAACCCCCUCCAGACAUGAUCCAGAAACCCCCUCCAGAAUGAUCCAGAAAACCCCCUCCAGAAUGAUACAGAAAACCCCCCUCCAGAAUGAUACUGACAACCCGCCUCCAGAAUGAUACAGACACCCCCUCCAGAAUGAUACAGAAACCACCCCCUCCAGAAUGAUACAGACAUCCCCCUCCAGAAUGAUAGCGAACUGCCUACCAGAAUGAUACAGACACCCCCCUCCAGAUGAUACAGACACUGCCUCCAUAAUGAUACAGACACCCCCUCCAGAAUGAUACAGACCCGCCUCCAGAAUUAUACAGGGACACUGCCUCCAGAAUGGAUACAGAAACCCCCUCCAGAAUGAUACAGACACUGCCUACAGAAUGAUACAGACCCCCCUCCAGAAUGAUACAGAAACCCCCUCAGAAUGAUACAGCACCCCCCUCCAGAAUGAUACAGAAACCCCCUCAGAAUGAUCGAAAACCCCUACAGAAUGAUACAGACACCCCCCUCCAUAAUGAUACAGACACUGCAUACAGAAGAUACAGACAACCCCCUCCAGAAUGAUACAGAAACCCCCUCCAGAAUGAUACAGACACCCCCUCCAGAUGAUACAGACACCCCCCUCCAGAAUGAUACAGAAACCCCCUCCAGAAUGAUACUAAAACACCCCUACAGAAUUGAUACAGACAACGCCUCCGAAUGAUACAGAAACCCCCUCCAGAAUGAUACAGAAACCCCCCUCCAGAAUGAUACAGAAACCCCCUCCAGAAUGAUACAGAAAACCCCCUCCAGAUGAUACGACACCGCCUCCAGAAUGAUACAGACACCCCCUCCAGAAUGAUACGAAGAAACCCCCUCCAGAAUGAUACAGACACCCCUCCAGAAUGAUAGACACUGCCUACAGAAUGAUCAGACACCCCCUCCAGAAUGAUACAGACACUGCCUCCAGAAAUGAUACAGACACCCCCCUCCAGAAUGAUACAGAUACCCCCUCCAGAAUGAUACAGACACCCCCCUCCCAGAAUGAUAGACACUGCCUACAGAAUGAUUACAGACACACCCUCCAGAAUGAUACCGACACUGCCUCCAGAAUGAUACAGAUACCCCCUCCAGAAUGAUACAGACACCCCCUCCAGAAUGAUACAGACACUGCCUCCAGAAUGAUACAGACACCCCCUCCAGAAUGAUACAGAAACCCCCUCCAGAAUGAUACAGACACCCCCUCCAGAAUGAUACAGACACCCCCCUCCAGAAUGAUACAGAAACCCCCUCCAGAAUGAUACGAAAACCCCUACAGAAUGAUACAGACACCCCCUCCAGAAUGAUACAGAAACCCCCUAAAGAAUGAUACAGACACCCCCUCCAGAAUGAUACAGACACUGCCUCCAGAAUGAUACAGCCACCCCCUCCAAAAUGAUACAGAAACCCCCUCCAGAAUGAUACAGAAACCCCCUCCAGAAUGAUACAGACACCCGCCUCCAGAAUGAUACAGACACCCCCUCCAGAAUGAUACAGAAACCCCCUCCAGAAUGAUACAGACACCCCCUCCAGAAUGAUACAGACACCCCCUCCAGAAUGAUACAGAAACCCCCUCCAGAAUGAUACGAAAACCCCUACAGAAUGAUACAGACACCCGCCUCCAGAAUGAUACAGAAAACCCCCUCCAGAAUGAUACAGACACCCCUCCAGAAUGAUACAGAAACCCCCUCCAGAAGGAUACAGAAACCCCCUCCAGAAUGAUACAGACACCGCCUCCAGAAGGAUACAGACACCCCUCCAGAAUGAUACAGAAACCCCCUCCAGAAUGAUACAGACAACCCCCUCCAGAAUGAUAGGACACGGCCUACAGAAUGAUACAGACACCCCCCUCCAGAAUGAUACCAGACACUGCCUCCAGAAUGAUACAGACACCCCCCUCCAGAAUGAUACAGAACCCCCCUCCAGAAUGAUACAGACACCCCCUCCAGAAUGAUAGACACUGCCUACAGAAUGAUACAGACACCCCCUCCAGAAUGAUACAGACACUGCCUCCAGAAUGAUACAGACACCCCUCCAGAAUUAUACAUACACCCCCUCCAGAAUGAUACGGGAACCUGCCUCCAGAAUGUUUACAGACCCCCCCUCCAGAAUGAUACAGAACCCCCUCCAAAUGAACAGACACCCCCUCCAAAUGAUACAGACACCCCCUCCAAAAGAUACAAAACCCCCUCCAGAAUGAUACGAAAACCCCUACAGAAUGAUCAGACAACCCCCUCCAGAAUGAUACAAAAACCCCCCUAAAGAAUGAUACAGCCACCCCCCCCCCAAAAUGAUCAGAAACCCCCUCCAGAAUGAACAGAAACCCCCUCCAGAAUAUACAGACAACCGCCUCCAGAAUGAAAACAGACAACCCCCUCCAGAAUGAUACAGAAAACCCCCUCGCAGAAUGAUACGGGACCCCCCCCUCCAAAUGAUACAGACCCCCCCUCCAGAAUGAUACAGAAACCCCUCCAGAAUGAUACGAAACCCCUACAGAAUGAUACAGACACCGCCUCCAGAUUGAUACAGAAACCCCCUCCAGAAUGAUACAGACACCCCCUCCAGAAUGAUACAGAAACCCCCUCCAGAAUGAUACAGAAACCCCCUCCAGAAUGAUACAGACACCGCCUCCAGAAUGAUACAGACACCCCCUCCAGAAUGAUACAGAAACCCCCUCCAGAAUGAUACAGACACCCCCUCCAGAAUGAUAGACACUGCCUACAGAAUGAUACAGACACCCCCUCCAGAAUGAUACAGACACUGCCUCCAGAAUGAUACAGACACCCCCUCCAGAAUGAUACAGAUACCCCCUCCAGAAUGAUACAGACACCCCCUCCAGAAUGAUAGACACUGCCUACAGAAUGAUACAGACACCCCCUCCAGAAUGAUACAGACACUGCCUCCAGAAUGAUACAGACACCCCCUCCAGAAUUAUACAGACACCCCCUCCAGAAUGAUACAGUCACUGCCUCCAAAAUUUAUACAACACCCCCUCCAGAAUGAUACAGAAACCCCCUCCAGAAUGAUACAAACACCCCCUCCAGAAUGAUCCAGACACCCCUCCAGAAUGAUACAAACCCCCCUCCAGAUGAAAAACGAAAACCCCUACAAGAAUGAUACAGACACCCCCUCCAGAAUGAUAAAAACCCCUAAAGAAUGAUACAGACCCCCCUCCAGAAUGAUACAGACACUGCCUCCAGAAUAUACAGCCACCCCCUCCAAAUGAUCCCGAAGCCCCCUCCGAAUUAUACAGAAACCCCCUCCAAAUGAUACAGACAACCGCCUCCAGAAUGAUCAGAAACACCCCCUCCAGAAUUAUACGAAACCCCCUCCAAAUGAUACAGAAAACCCCCCCCUCCAAAUGAUGACACUGCCUACAGAUGAUCCAGAAAACCCCCUUCAAAUAUACAGACACCCCCUCCGAAUGAUAAAAAGCCCACCCCCUCCAGAAUGUACAGACCGUACACCUCCAGAAUGAUACAGACCUGCCUACAGAAUGAUACAGACACCCCCUCCAGAAUGAUACAGGAAACCCCCUCCAGAAUGAUACAGACACAGCCACCAUAAUGAUACAGACAACCCCUCCAGAAUGAUACAGAAACCACCUCCAGAAUGAUACAGAAACCCCCCUCCAGAAUGAUACAGACACCCCCUCCAGAUGAUACAGACACCCCCUCCAGAAUGAUAGACACUGCCUACAGAAUGAUACAGACACCCCCUCCAGAAUGAUACAGACACUGCCUCCAGAAUGAUACAGACACCCCCUCCAGAAUGAUACAGAUACCCCCUCCAGAAUGAUGCAGACACUGCCUACAGAAUGAUACAGACACCCCCUCCAGAAUGAUACAGAAACCCCCUCCAGAAUGAUACAGACACCCCCUCCAGAAUGAUACAGACACCCCCUCCAGAAUGAUACAGACACCUCCUCCAGAAUGAUACAGAAAACCCCUCCAGAAUGAUACAAAAACCCCUACAGAAUGAUACAGACACCCCCUCCAGAAUGAUACAGAAACCCCCCUACAAAAUGAUACAGACACCCCCUCCAGAAUGAUACAGACACUCCCUCCAGAAUGAUACAGAAACCCCCUCCAGAAUGAUACAGAUACCGCCUACAGAAUGAUACAGACACACCCUCCAGAUUGAUAUAGACACCCUCUCCAGAUUGAUACAGACACUGCCUACAGAAUGAGACAGAAACCUCCUCCAGAAUGAUACAGACACCACCUCCAGAAUGAUACAGAAACCCCCUCCAGAAUGAUACAGAAACCCCCUCCAGAAUGAUACAGAAACCCCCUCCAGAAUGAGACAGAAACCCCCUCCAGAAUGAUAUAGACACCGCCUCCAGAAUGAUACAGAAACCCCCUCCAGAAUGAUACAGAAACCGGACACAAAUCACACAAGGGUACAUGAUACAUCCACAGAUACGUCAUCAGAGAGUGAACGUUCAGCUGUCAUUGGUCUGCCCUAUGAGACCCUGCCUUUAUGGAAGCUGUAUAGAGCCAUUCAAAAGGCGAGAGGCUGGGUCCGACUGGGGAGCCAGAUCCUUCCGUGGGGGUUACUGACACUGUAAGGUAAUCUAGCCAGUUGGGCCUUCUGUCCGUCACACAUAUCUUAUUGUAGAAUUAUAAAUAUAUCCGGGUUUAAGCCACUAUGCUGCUUGUUAUCCAUUUUCAAAUAGGGAUAUAGUUAUUAUCAGCUACAUGAUAACUUCAGUGUCAGAUGUGAGAGAAUAUGAUUUCAAAGGUAAAUACUACUAAAUCCACAUUAUGCUGGCUCUAUUGGUUAUGUAUUCUUAAGUGCUUUUUUUGAUUACACCUUAAUGUCUGGCUCACCCUCACACCCCCUGAAGCCUUUUGAACCUUUUCACUUUUGCAUUUGUUCUGUUUUCUGGCAUGUCUGUUCUUAUUUAAAGCUGUGUUAUGUAGGUACAGUGUAUGUACAUGUUUAUUUUGUUUAGUACAGUAUCGUGUUGUGCUUUUAUUGACCUCUUUUCCGUUUUGGGUGAAUGUGAUAGUUAGAUAGAUGUGUAUGGUUGCCAUUAAUAGCUAGAAAGAUGUGUAUGGUUGCCAUGACGUCCUUACUGCUCUCUAACAUGUUUUUUGUCUGUCUCUACCUCUAGGAGGUGAAUUAGUCAUCCCUGUACUCUUAGAGGACCAUUUAGUGCUGCCCCCCUACACCCCCUCCAUCCCCCUCCCAACCCUCCCAACCCUCCGCCCACCCCUGACCAUAAUUGAGACUACUAAAGAGUCCCUGUCCACGGCCACUGAGGCCGGCGUACCUUGCUUGUCGGACGGAGGCAGCGAUGAUUGUGAUGAUGAUGAUGAUGAUGAUGAUGAUGAUGGCUUGGUGAUAUCUGGGUAUGGCUCAGGGGAAGCUUUCGACUCUAACCUGCCUCCUUCUGAUGAUGAAGAGCUUUACACCACCUUCUCCUUGGUAACAGAUAAGACCUUGUCCACGUCGGCUUUUGAAGGUGGCUACAAAGCUCACCAGCCCAAGUGGGAAACAAAGGACUUUAGACCUGACAAACCGUCCUCAGACCGCGGUAGGACUACCACUACCGCCGCGCUGCCGCUAGCACCCGACCAGAGCCGCUACACCUCCACCGCAACCCUGCACCACGCGUCACCCGCCAAGCUUCCUGCCGGCAAAAUGAAUAACCGCGAGCUAAAACCCCAGCCAGACCUAGUGUUGCUCCCGUUGCCCACGCUGCCCUAUGAGGUAGACAGCACCAAGCAGAGGGCUCCUGUAAUAACCUCCCCCAUGUUCCGUAAUGUACCCACAGCCCUGCCCACCCAGCCCGGCGUCGACCGAGUCCCGGGACCCCCGGAAGUGUCCCGCCAGUCUAGCAGCACCAUCGGGAUGGUCGUCGGGAUAGUGGCGGCCGCCGCCCUGUGCAUCCUCAUCCUCCUGUACGCCAUGUAUAAGUACAGGAACAGGGACGAGGGCUCCUACCAGGUGGACGAGAGACGGAAUUACAUCACCAACUCGGCCACGCAGAGCAACGGAGCCGUCGUCAAGGACAAACAGCAGAGCUCGAAAGGCAUCAAAGGAAAACAGAAAAACAAAGACAAGGAGUAUUACGUUUGA